Messenger RNA from Neocloeon triangulifer, 3132 nucleotides. RefSeq names its product hydroxysteroid dehydrogenase-like protein 1. The transcript has 12 exons. Lineage: Eukaryota; Metazoa; Arthropoda; Insecta; Ephemeroptera; Baetidae. Gene Ontology annotation, molecular function: oxidoreductase activity. Bases 1708 to 2685 code for a protein of 325 amino acids. Gene Ontology annotation, cellular component: endoplasmic reticulum. The record is from RefSeq and is a predicted model, not a curated record.
CCAAAAAAUAAAAUAUAAAAAAAUUUGCGCCUAAUUCAAGCAUCGAGUUUAGCCAUUGCAGCUAAAUCUCUCCCAGAAAUGGUUUUUGUAUAAAAUCAAAGCUUAUAGACUAAAAAAUAUAUUGUGGAAAUUGAUAUAAUAAUUAUUCUGAUAUAGGCUGCCCUUUCACUGACAGAUCGUGUGCACUUACGUGGCAUCCCUUUAGUAUCUUUCAUAAAAUUUAGGAGGGGAUUCAUCAGACACAACUGUCUGGUUCCACCAUCGCCAGGGAAAUAAACCCAAUUUUACGGCAGUGACCCAAAAGAAACCGACCAAAAUGGAUCCACUCUGGCUCUUUUACAACAUUUUUGCUGUGCUGUGCAUUUUGAUUGUAGUGCUUCCAUUUGUUUCAAGGAUUGCUUCCUUCAUUUACGUUUUUAUCUUGGCUAAGUUAUGCUGCCAGAAGAAGGACUUUUCACAAAAAUAUGGAAAAUGGGCAGUUGUCACUGGUGGAUCCGAUGGAAUUGGCAAAUGCUACGCUAUAGAAUUAGCCAAAAGAAAGCUAAAUGUUGUUUUAAUUAGUAAUGUCAAAGAUGCAUUGAAAAGCGUUUCAACUGAAAUAGAAAGUAGCUUUGGAGUUCAAACGCGAAUUAUCCUAGCUGAUUUUAGUCUGGGUGAAGAUGAAUACCAAAGGAUAUUUGUGGAACUAAAAGAUUUGGACAUUGGAGUGCUAGUCAAUAACGUUGGUGUCCGAUUUGGUGUGCCCAAUCGUCUUGAGGACAUGACCCGCCACGAAAUGUGGACCAUGAUGAAAAUCAACGUCAGUGCAGCUAUUUCAAUGUCCCAUUUCGUAUUACCCUUGAUGAGGAAAAACGAAAGGGGGCUUAUCAUAAAUAUUGCGUCUGCAUCAGCCCUCUUUCCUGGACCUUACGCUAUUCUAUAUGCAUCAAGCAAAGCAUUCAUCAAAAGCUUCUCUGAAGCUUUGCGUUACGAGUGCAGAAAGUCUGGAGUAGAGGUGCAGACAGUUUGCCCCAGUUUCGUCGAUACGCAAAUGUGCAAAGGGAACAACGCUUGGAAGCUAAUUUCGCUGCUUUAUCCAUCACCUGAAAACUUCGUCCGCAGCGCAGUCUCGACGAUUGGCUUCACGAGCUUGACUACCGGCUAUUGGCCCCACCAGUUGCAGUUCAUUGCCAUGGAGAGAAUUUUCCCAAAGUGGUUUGGAAUGAGAAUGAUGAUGUUUUACAUGAAUACGAAUCGACGAAAGGCACGCAGCCAUCCUCAGCAGUGUUCUAUGAACGUUUAGAAUCAAAUUUUUUUCACAUCUUUUGGCCAUUUUGAUCUUGUUUUUUUUCGCUUGCUUCUGAUAUGUUAAUUAACAAGAUCUAAUUGCAAAUUAUCUUUAUUUUUAACUAAUUUUUUGCAGCAUGUUUUAUUUGUUAACAUAAUAUUGUAAUAUAUUUGCAAAAUUCUCGUGUUUCUAUUUCAAUUUGUGAGCAGUGUAUCUUUAGAAGCAAAUACAUGCCUCUGUUUUAGAUUAAUAAAUACUUUUAUUAGCAACUAACUUUAAUGAUUAAAAACGUUGUUUGAAAGUUGAUUGAUUAUACGGUGUCUGAACUUGGGCGGGAGAUUUUUCUAGCUCUGGCAGACAAACAGCGGCGAAGGUCAAAAAAAGGCAUAAAAUAUUCCACGCGGUCUGCCUUGACGUUUGCAGUCAGAAAAUGCAAUAUCAUGUCAGUCGGUUUUUGGUACCAGAGCAGAAUGGAGCUAAUUUGGAUCCUUUACAACAUCAUUGCCCUGAUCUGCAUUUUGAUCGUUGCGAUCCCACUCAUCAUCAGAGGAGUGCUAUUCUUGCACGUUUUUCUCAUCUCGAGGAUAUUUUACAAGAAAAAGGAUUUUACGAAAUGCUUCGGCGAAUGGGCAGUUGUGACAGGUGGAUCAGACGGAAUAGGAAAAAAUUUUGCAAUUGAAUUGGCAAAGAGGAAGGUGAAUGUGGUUUUAAUCAGCAAUGUGCAAGAAGAUUUGAAAAAAGUUGCAAACGAAAUUGAAUGUAAUUUUGGCGUGAAAACGAGAACAAUUGUGGCUGAUUUCAGUCUUGGCGAAGAAGAGUAUCAACGAAUUGAAUCAGAAAUUAAAGAUUUGAGCAUUGGAAUAUUAGUAAACAAUGUGGGCAUUGGUUUGGGUUUGCCAAAUAAGUUUGAAGACAUGACCCGCCAGGAAAUGUGGAAUAUGCUGCGUAUUAAUGUGUGUGCUGCGGUUUCAAUGGCUCAUUUUUUGCUGCCUUCAAUGAAGACAAAUGGAAAGGGACUGAUCGUCAAUAUCGCAUCCGCGUCGGCACUUUUGCCUGCACCUUAUGUAAACCUAUAUGGGGCUAGUAAGGCAUUUAUUAAAAGCUUUUCGGAGGCGCUGCGAUAUGAGUGCAGGAAAACUGGAGUCAAAGUGCAGACGCUUUGCCCGUGUUUUGUAAACACCAGGAUUUGCAGCGAAAGCAAUGCAAGAAAGCAGCUCAAGCUUCUCUUUCCAACACCCGAGAAGUUUGUCAAAAGCGCCGUGGCCACAAUCGGCGUCGCGAGCACAACCACUGGCUAUUGGCCACACGAGAUUCAAUAUAUUGGCGUGGAAAUGGUUUUACCUAAAUGGAUUGGAAUGAAACUAAUGAUGCUUCUGAUGAAUACAAAUUUGAGGAAGGUUCGCAAAGAAAGUGCCUAAUACAAUGAAGGGCAGCUAAAUAGUUGAUCAAAUUUAAAAACAUUACUAAAUGAAAAUAAAAUAAUUAUUAAAUGUGCUCAAGCAAAUCACCAUAUUUACAUAAGGCAUCAAACAUUGUAAGCAAUAAAAAAGAUACGAAAUCCUCUCAGAAAAAGGCUGUUGAAGUUGUGUGAAUAAAUUUUAAGAAUUUUUUACAAUCAAAUUCCAAAUUCAAGCUUGUACAUUGACCUCUCUAUUGUAUGGUCACCAAAGGCGGCAGAUGGCCAAAAUUGACUAAUACGUGAGGUUCAUGGCGAUUUGUAGGUCAAUGUCUUGAGGACGCAUUAUGUAUACAUGUGAGAAUCUUCAUCGAGUGGGGAACUCUCGCUGAAGAGAAACCACCAGCCUAAUCUCCCAGCAGUCGUGGCACCAACACGGUGCAACUUGGGUUCAUUUUUAAAUUGUGAC